Molecule: messenger RNA, 3973 nt
Organism: Galleria mellonella (greater wax moth)
Lineage: Eukaryota; Metazoa; Arthropoda; Insecta; Lepidoptera; Pyralidae
Product: probable ribonuclease ZC3H12B
Exons: 7
Coding region: 459-1865 (468 amino acids)
Cellular component (GO): cytoplasmic ribonucleoprotein granule; nucleus
Molecular function (GO): mRNA binding; RNA endonuclease activity
Source: RefSeq, a predicted model, not a curated record
ACAACGAAACAAAUGUACUAAAAAAAAAUAUCAAUUGUGAAUGUUGCAAUUAGUCUCUGUGCUUUUCUUUUUGUUAUUUACAAACCAAUGGGUUCUCUUUUAGACUUUUGAUCUUAAAUUAUAAUAAAAGCAUAAAUUAAAGUAAUUGCUGACAAAUAAAAUAUAUCAGUUUGUUCAUACAGUGCAAUGUAAUGGGAAAACCAUCGAGUGCUCGACCUUCUAUAAAAUUGUGAUGACAGUACUAUCUAUGAUAGAUGUUUGUACAAACAUCAAAAACUGUAGAUUGUGUAGUUUUUUUUAGUUACAUUUAUAAUUCUAUUGUAAUGUGACUGCUAAUUCUAACAAACGAUAAGAAAAUUAUACUAGAAGAUCAGACCAAUACAACGCCAUCCAGUAAGAAAUCUAACAGAUCCAUCACGAACAAAAAAGAAAAAAGUUUGUUUGUGCGAAAGAAAUCGAUGAGUGCUGUAAAGAUACAAAUGCAAGACAAAAGAACGAGAAGAAAAACAGAAAUCAAGAUAAAGAAAUUAUUUGAACGUCUACGUAAUGAAAGCGACUCUAGUUUAAAUCAUUCCGAAGAUAGUACUAAUGUUACGAUGCUGUCUAGAAAUAAUAGUGUUUCCAUCAAUGCAUCUAAUAAUAACAGUGUUAUUGUACUCGAUGACAGCUUAAAGUGUAGCAACAAAAGACAAUUAUCAAAUACAAAUAUGAGUGUAUCUAAGAAAAGAAAAAUCAGCACUAUAAUCAUCAAUGAUGAUACAGACAAUGUUACAGUACCCCACAAGAACUGUUGUACACCAAAAAGUAUACAAAAUCCUAAAAGUUGUUCAACACCAUUAUCUACUACCACCUCACCUAUCAUUAAUAUAAAUGAAAAUUGCAAUGUAACAAAGAAAAUAAACAGUGAUUCCUUCUUAACUAUUGAUCUCACAAUGGAUACACCCAAAGCCAAUACAGAUAGCCAUGUGAACACCAUUAUAGAUUUGGCAAAUACCACAGACAAUCAAGAUUGCACUUUAGUGACGGCCACCAGUGCAAAUUUGUCAAUGAGUGGUGAUUCAGAUGUUACCAUUUUAGAAAAUAAAUACAAUAAAAAGAAAAUGUUCAAUUUUGCUAGUUGUAUUGCAAAUUUGGAUGCAUCGGACAAAGGAAAACUCCUAGAACUGAUUACCCAGAGCAUAUGCAACGGUUGUAAUGUCCCAAAGAAGGUGACACGUCUACUAAAUAUUAAAGACCGUGAAAACCAAGCAACUGAAACUGUGGAGGAUACCUAUAUAAAGGAGGUUAUACUUGGCCAGUCCACCUCCAGGAACAGUAUAGGUAGCAAUAUAUACAACCCAAUGAGAGACUCCAAAAACAAGACUGGAUUGAGAAUGAUUAUUAUUGAUGGUAGCAAUGUGGCUAUGGAAUAUAAUAAAGGCAAGAAGUUUUCAGUGAAAGCCCUGAAAAUUUGUAUUGACUAUUUCCUGAAAAGGGGUCAUGUGGUCAGGGCGUUUGUGCCAAGAUUCAGGUGUAAAUUCGGUAUGAGCUCCGACCCAAGGCUGCUGGAUGAUCUGGAAAGACAGGGGCUGGUGGUCUACACGCCUUCCAGGGAGAUACAGGGGCGGCGAGUCGCGUCUUAUGAUGACAGAUACAUAGUACAGUGCGCCGCAGAAUUUGAUGGCAUCAUUGUGUCAGGUGAUAACUAUAGAGACCUGCUCCACGAGAAUCCAAGAUGGCGGUCCGUUAUAGAAACUAGAGUACUGCCCUUCACGUGGGUCAACGAUAUGAUAAUGUUCCCCAAAGACCCAUUGGGGAGGAAUGGUCCGACACUGGAGGAGUUCUUAAGGCACCCACCAGUCACGUCGCACGUACAAAUUUUUUAGUUCUGAAUCCCCCCCCCCCCCCCCUUAAAUGCUACCAAUUAAUGAAAAUUAAACCUUAUUGUAAUUUAUAUACGUGUUAGUUUUUUAGAACUCGUGUCUAUAUAAGAAGUGUGUAGCGAAAGUGAUUCAAUCUAGUUUUGGUCGGAGUAGUGUAUGCAACUUUAUUUGCCAAAGUCUAGAUUACACUAAUAGCAUUUAUUAAUAUAGGCAUCUAUUCGUAAAAGACAUACGUCCUUUUGUUUAGACAUAAACAAAUGUAAGACACCCUUUUGUAGUAAGAUGUCUAAUCGUAUAUUUAAUACUUGUACAUUUAACUUUUUGAUGUAAAUUGUAAAUUAUUAAAUUCAGUAUACAGCGUGAAACGGAACGGCAUAGAAAAAACUGAUUGUAUUUACGAGAUUGCGGCAAAAUCACCAAUAAGUAGUUGUGGCAACCGUUGAUUAUUUUAGUAAUGAGACAAAGAACAACUUUUCCUAAGAAAAUUUCGAAGUGUGGAUUUUUUAUUACAAUUUUUCUAGUAUUAAUAACUUGAUAUAUUUUCCAGAACAGAUUUUUUUCAUACUUUUUCCAUUAAUAACAUUUGUAUCAGUUUAAUAUGAAAAUUUACAUAAAUUGUUUACUGAAAGUGAUAAGUUACAAUUUAUUUUUUGUUUAAAAUUUAUUUUCGUUCCUUUUUUCCCUGUUUGUUUUUUGGCACUUUCGAUAAAUCGUGUUCAAGUAGUUUUUACUCAUAAAUAAAUAGAUAUUGUUUAAAUUGUAAAAAGUGAUACCUCUAUAUAGAGACGUUGUAUGUGUAUUAUACAUAACAACAUAUAUUUUUGAAGACUGUUGAUUUAUUUCCUAAAUGUAAUUUGUUACGUAUAUAUUAAUGUUAGUUGUACAUUUUUAAAAAUAGUUCUGUAAUGUUCGUAAAGAUUCUUAAUUGCUGUCAUAUAAAAUGGGAGAUUCGUUUAAAAUUCGACUUCAUUGAAAUUGAAUUUUAUAUGAAAAGAAACCCCAUAGUAUAAUUUCAACUGUCAAUUUAUGUGACAUUCUACCAUCAGUUUACCAUUUUGUAAUUCCUUUUGAAUUUUUACAUUAAAUGUUACCACAUCAAAAAUGUCAAAAUGGUUUCUGUUAAAAUAUUAAGAUUAUUUUUAUAAAAUGCGAUGUUCGCAAAAUUAUUAAUUGAACUUUAAUGUCUCGAAAUGUCAUUAUUAAUUUAUUACUCCAGCCUACAAACUAAUAGAGGAUACCAAUAACUCGUUGACUUAUUAUAAUGUAAACAUAAUGAACAUGUGAAAGAAAAAAAACGUUGCCAACAACAAAAAGAUCAUACCAUAAGCACUAUAAGAUGAACACAGACGAUUUCGCUUACCUAAGUGUUAGGACGCCGAGUCAGUGCGCGGAGUGCAAAGGGUUAAAAUUGUGUUACAUAAAAAUACGAUUUCAUUUGUUCAACCAAAAAUUUUAUAUUGACCCGAUUUUGAUAAAAUGUUUAUUUGACCAAUAUAUAGAUAGAUAGGUACAUAAUUUAUUCAAAUUACAGCACACAAAUAACAUACUAAAAAGUAUAUAUAUAUAUAUAUAUAUAUAUAUAUAUAUAUAUAUAUAUAUAUAUAUAUAUAUAUAUAUAUAUUGUGGAUUUCAUUUAUUACGACCUUGUGAUGUUAAAUCUAAGUCCCUCGAAUUUAAAGCAUACUUUAGUACAAAAUUCAUGUGGCUAUAGCGACUUUGGAUGUAACGCCGAGUUCGGGUGUAGCGACUUCGGCCAACUUCCGUCGCAAUAUCUGCAUGGGAUUUCUAAGAAUUUGUUACAAAUGAUUCAUUAAAAACAUUCCUUUAGUUCAUAAUUGUAUCCACUUAUGAAAACAUGCUGACUAUAAUCGAAGCAAAAUGUUUUAGUUUGUUGGUUAUUCAAUUUAAUUCCAUCCGUUUGUAUAUUUUGUACUCGUGUGUUUUAAAUACCUGUAAAACUUCAGUUUUCUAGCAUUGUUUAAUGUUUCAUAUCCAUUGAGAGGUUUUUUUAUUAUUAAAUUUCUAAUAUUGUCAUUUUGCGACAUUAAUCUUUCGGCCAUGUCGUUAUUGUCUUGUUUACUGUUUGUAAUUAAAAGAAAAUAAGAAUCUGA